AUGAAGUCAUACUUGGAUGCUAAUGAUCUUUGGGAUGUGGUAGAGAUAGAUCCUGUUCCUGAAUUGUCAGAAGAUCCAACUAUUGCAGAGAUGAGAGCCCAUAGAGAUGCAGUCAAAAGGAGGUCAAAAGCCAUGACUUGCAUUCAUUCAGCAGUUUCCGAUGCAGUAUUCACAAAAAUUAUGACUUGUGAAACUGCAAAAGAAGCUUGGAAUGCUCUCAAAGUGGCUUUUCAAGAUAGCAGAGUUGUGGAGAAAGUCUUGGUGAGUUUACCAGAAAGGUUUGAAGUCAAGAUUUCCUCUCUUGAAGAUUCAAGAGAUCUCUCUCGAAUGACCUUGCCAGAAUUGAUCAAUGCUCUAGAGGCACAAGAACAAAGACGAGCAAUAAGAAGUGAAGAAGUCAUUGAAUGUGCUUUUCAAGCAAUAAACAAGGAUCAAAUUCGACAAGGUGAAAGAAAUUGUCAAGAAAAAAUAGCAAAGAUGAGAAGAAAAAUGGCAGAAAUCCUCCGUGUCCACACUCAAAUGGGACAUAUGGAGAGAGUUUGCAAAAAUAAAGGAAAAAGAGAACAUCACGUUCAGAUGGUUGAUGAACAAGAUGAGGAGCAACUUUUCAUGGCCACAUGUUUUGCAAGCAAUAAUUUCAAUACUGAAACUUGGCUAAUAGACAGUGGUUGCACUCAUCACAUGGCAUAUGAUGAAUCUAUAUUUAGGAAACUUGAUAAAUCGCAAAUCUCCAAAGUCAGAAUUGGAAAUGGAGAUUAUAUUGAGGUGAAAGGCAAAGGUAGUGUUGCUAUUGAUUAUGGUUCAGAUCCAAAUCCAAUUCCAAUACCAGUUGAUUCAAAUCAUGGGGGAGUUGAGAUAGAACAGAGAGAGGCUAUUGAUAGUAAUAAUACUGCUAUUGAUGAAUUUGAACAAGAGACACCACUAGCUCCAUCACCACCACAAGAUGUGUCUAGGAGAUCUAUUAGAGAGAGAAGACCUUCUAAUAAAUAUAAUCUUAAUGAAUAUGUGUUUCUGACAGAUGGAGGGGAACCAAAAUUCUACAAUGAGACUGGUUACAAGAUAUGCAUGAGAGAAAAAAAGACCGGUUACAAGAUAUGCAAAAGAAGUUGA
Molecule: messenger RNA, 1110 nt
Organism: Coffea arabica (coffee)
Lineage: Eukaryota; Viridiplantae; Streptophyta; Magnoliopsida; Gentianales; Rubiaceae
Source: RefSeq, a predicted model, not a curated record